AUGAAACCAAAAUACCCAUCUCUAGAUGAUAUUCUAGCUGAUAAAGCCCCUCACCCUUAUUCCUUGGCUAAUUUUAUCGGAUUUCUAUCCCAAAAUCAUUGCCUUGAAACUAUCGAAUUCACGCUGGACGUGGCCCGCUAUACUGAAAAAUACUCUCAACAUUCCUCUUCUAAAGCUGAACUUAAUAAAAUGUGGCAAAGAAUAGUUGAUGCAUAUAUUCGAAAUGAUUCUCCAAGAGAAGUUAAUCUACCAUGUGAAAUUAAAAAGAGAAUAGCAAACUCUUCUUCUUCUUCUUUUUCUUCAUCUUCUUCUUCAUCCUCUUCUUUUUCUUCUUCAACUUGUUCUCCUUGUUGGAAAAAUCUUCCUUCUACUAACUGUGCAGCCGCUAUAAAUUAUUGUACUGCAAUUGUUGGUGCAAUUUCAAAUUCUUCUACUACACAAUAUCAUUCAGAUGACGAUGAACCUGACCCUCCUUCACCAACUUUACUUGCCCCAGCAGUAGCUUUAGCAAAAGAUAUGAUGAAGGAAAACGUUUACAUUCCCUUUUUGGCCAGUGUAAAAUGCUCAGCAGCAGGCCAAGAAAAUGAUUCAAAAAGCCCGUGUUUUUUAGGCUUUUGUGGAGGAGGAGGAGGAGGAGGAGGAGGAGGAGUUACAAGCGCAGCCACUCAACACCAACAGCUACAACACAUUACAGAAUAUUCUCCAUUCGCUAAACCACCAUCAAAUUCCUCUUCGCCUUGCUCCUGGCAACAACCAAGUUCUUGGGAAUCCCCAUGUUUCUCCAUUUCUAAAUCUUCAUCUUCCGAAUCUCUUUAUACGGGUGACGAACAUGGUUUCAACAAUAAUAUCAGUAGUAGUAGUAGUAGUAGUACUGCUACUACUACUACUACUACUACUACUACUACAACACAUAAUAUACUGAAAACACCAGCAAUUAAUAACAAUAACAAUAAUAAUUGCAACUCUAAAACAAGUGAUGCUACGAUAUCUACAUGCACAUCCACAACUUCUACAGCCUCAAGUAAACCAACCACAUUAUCAAUAGCCGCAAGUGGUCCCAUGACUCCUCCAGAAUCUCCUCAAGAUUAUGAAGAACCUUUAAGGAGUUUUUCAGCUCAUGAAUGUGCCACGUUUCCAUUAUCCAAAAGUUCAUCAACAGAUACUAAUUCUACAUUUCCCCAGUACACUGAGAUUCAUCCUCAACAACAACAACAAGUUGGACCUUAUAGAAGUCAUUGGAGGAAAAUGUCAAAACGUCUUAAAUGGAGACGAGGAUCGGAUAAAGAUUCUAAACCAUUACCACCUACCUCUGUAGCAGCAGCAGCACCACCAGCAGCACCAGCGGCAUCAGCAGCACCGCCAUCAUCAACAGCUACAUCACAGACACCAACAACUACCACUACAUUUUAUUAA
Molecule: messenger RNA, 1413 nt
Organism: Magnusiomyces paraingens
Lineage: Eukaryota; Fungi; Ascomycota; Dipodascomycetes; Dipodascales; Dipodascaceae
Exons: 1
Coding region: 1-1413 (470 amino acids)
Source: RefSeq, a predicted model, not a curated record